Pangasianodon hypophthalmus (striped catfish) is the source of this 5959-nucleotide messenger RNA. It is a transcript of the gene enc2, whose product is annotated as kelch-like protein 25. NCBI's taxonomy places the organism in Eukaryota, Metazoa, Chordata, Actinopteri, Siluriformes, Pangasiidae. The record is from RefSeq and is a predicted model, not a curated record. Gene Ontology annotation, molecular function: protein binding. The coding region runs from base 232 to 2097 and encodes 621 amino acids. The transcript has 4 exons.
GGAGAUCCCCGCCCCUAUUUUCUGGGGAGACAUAAAGACUUCCACGUUAUGUUUUUUCAGCUCUCAGUCGCUUUAAGACUGGAGUGCAGGGAAAAGGUGUUUAAAGAAGACUUUAUCUCGACUGUGGCUGCUGAAAUCAAGAUUAUGUUCCUGUCAGAGAUUCAGACAUAGCGGAGAAUAAAUCCGGAAAGAUUUACAUUUCUGUAUAGGAUCUGCUGUGUCUUGGGACCGAUGCAGACGCCUCCUCAGAUCUUCUCGGUCAGUGCCUGCUCUUGGGUCAGCAGAUUUUGUCGCUUUCAGGCUGAUUCCUUGGAGGUACCUGAAAACAUGUCAGUCAGCGUCCAUGAAAACCGCAAGUCAAGGACGAGCACAGGCUCCAUGAACAUCUCGCUGUUCCACAAGCCCUCGCAUCCCGACAGCGUCCUGACGCACCUUAAUACCCUCCGCAAACAGUGCAUGUUUACAGACGUGACCUUAUGGGCUGGAGAUCGUUCCUUUCCUUGCCAUCGGGCAGUUUUAGCAGCUUGCAGUCGCUACUUCGAAGCAAUGUUCAGCGGAGGCCUCCGUGAAAGCCUGGACAGCGAUGUCAACUUCCGUGAUAGCGUGCACCCAGAGGUUCUGGAGCUGCUUUUGGACUUUGCUUACUCGUCACGGGUCAUUAUUAAUGAGGAGAAUGCAGAAUCGCUUCUCGAAGCUGGAGAUAUGCUGCAGUUCCAUGAUAUCCGCGAUGCCGCGGCAGAGUUCCUUGAAAAGAACCUUCACUCGUCUAAUUGCCUGGGUAUGAUGCUUCUGUCUGAUGCUCAUCAGUGCAAGCGUCUGUAUGAACUCUCAUGGAGGAUGUGCCUCGUUCACUUUGAAGCUGUUCGGGACACUGAAGACUUUUACGGGUUGUCUAAAGACAAGCUUUUAGACCUUAUACUCAGCGACGAGCUGGAGAUCGAGGAUGAGCAGAUCGUGUUCAAUGCGGUCAUGCGCUGGGUCAGGUACGAUUUAGACAGUCGCAGAGACUACCUCCCCGAGCUUCUUCGGGGUAUCCGUCUUGCGCUUUUGCCUUCCGAAUGCCUCAUCGAGGCUGUGGCUUGCGAGGAACUGGUUAUGUCGGACAAGCGGAGUCGGCAGAUUGUUGAAGAGGCCAUCCAGUGCAAGAAGAAGAUUCUGCAGAACGAUGGAGUCGUCACCAGUCCCUGUGCAAGGCCACGCAAAGCUGGUCACACGUUGCUCAUUCUCGGAGGCCAGACCUUCAUGUGCGAUAAAAUCUACCAAGUGGAUCAUAAAGCAAAAGAAAUCAUACCCAAGUCGGACUUACCCAGUCCGAGAAAGGAAUUUAGCGCAUGCGCCAUUGGAUGCAAGGUCUACGUGACUGGAGGAAGAGGCUCGGAAAAUGGCGUGUCAAAAGAUGUUUGGAUAUAUGAUACAGUCCACGAGGAAUGGUUUAAAGGUGCGCCCAUGUUAAUUGCACGCUUCGGUCAUGGAUCAGCAGAACUGGAAAACAGCCUUUACGUAGUCGGAGGUCACACUGCUAUAGCCGGCGUCUUUCCUGCUUCCCCUUCUGUAUCUUUGAAACAAGUAGAACGUUACGACCCUCUGACCAACAAAUGGACCAUGAUGGCGCCGCUCAGAGAUGGCGUCAGUAAUGCGGCGGUGGUCAGUGCUAAGCUAAAGCUGUUUGUUUUUGGUGGGACUACCAUCCACAGGGACAAGGCUUCCAAAGUCCAGUGCUAUGAUCCUCUAGAGAACCGAUGGACCAUAGCAGCGGAAUGUCCUCAACCUUGGCGGUAUACCGCAGCCGCAGUGCUGGGAAGCCAAAUUUUCAUCAUGGGUGGUGAUACGGAGUUUACCGCUGCUUCCGCUUACCGAUUCGACUGUGAAACCAACCAGUGGACCCGUGUAGGAGACAUGACCUCUAAAAGGAUGAGCUGCCACGCUGUAGCCUCUGGGAACAAACUGUAUGUCGUCGGAGGCUACUUUGGGGCUCAGCGGUGUAAGACACUGGACUGCUACGAUCCAACAUCGGACAGCUGGAACAGUAUCACUACAGUGCCUUAUUCGCUGAUUCCUACUGCUUUUGUUAGCACCUGGAAACAUCUGCCUGCCUAGCAGUCUCAAAAUGAUGAGGAUGGACUUGAAAUAGCGCUGCGUCUCUGCGCUCGCCGUGAGAAAGAAAGAGAAAGCUGCAGAGGGAUGGAGCUCGGUGAGCGGCUCGGAGCCGGGAAUCCUGUUUCAUCGCAUGAAUAUUUCAAUAACUGCAGCAGCAGCAGGAGAGAUCACCUGCUGGUUACCACAUUCAGCUUCCAUACAGCGCUGUGUGUGUGUGUGUGUGUGUGUGUGUGUGUGUGUGUGUGUGUGUGUGUGUGUGUGUGUGUGUUCUCGCUUGUUUUCUGUCGGUGUUUGCGUGUCAUUUCCCUUCGCUCCGUUUCCUCAUGGCUCUACAGGCCGGUGCUGAUAAUCACUUCUUCUACGAUACAUCGCGAUAUUUUGCUUUCGUAAAAACUAAAGAUUAAAAAUCUAACGAUUAAAACCUUAUUCGAUCAGUUAUUAAAGUUUAUCGUAACAGAUUACGUAAGUACAUCAGCGCUGCAUACCAAGAACUGCGUUCGACAUUUUACUCCAUAAUUAAUCCCGAAUUAUUUUGCUUUGUAACAGUCGGAGCACGGAAAGCUGUAACUUUGAGUUUUCCGAAAUCUUUACGUUUUUUUUUUUUUUUUUUUUUUAGGUUUCUCGGUAACAUGACAAGCUGCGGGAUUUUUUUUUUGUUUUAUUACAUGCAAGAGAGAUUUAAAAAAAAAAGAGAGAGAGAGAGAGAGGCUGGCGAGGGAACGAGUGUUUAUAGCUGCUAUAACAUAAGUGAGAACAGGAACUUUUAAAUAAACUUUUAAUUAUUUUUUUAUUGUAAUCGUUUUGUAAGAGGAAUAAAACUCUUGGGGACGUGCUGUUAGAGGAAAAGAAACAACGUUGGGGUGGAAAGAGUAACUCGGCUUCGUCAGGUAGUGAUGUUGUUGAUUAUUUUACUGUAACAGCACCGCGCACACACACACACACACACACACACACACACACACACACACAGACAGACAGACAGACACUGUGUUUAUUCCACAGCCAAUCAGCCGACUUCGUUUAAAUUCAAGCGGAAAAUUUAUCGUUGACAAGUUUCUUUUUUUAAAAAAAAAAAAGAAGAAGAUUAAAUACAACACAGCAUCAAAAUAUAACACUUUACAAAUAAUUUAAAUUCUAAUUAUUAUACUUUAUAAAAUUUAUAAUAAUAAGGGCUGAUUUUUCAAUAAAAGUGGGAUCUUUUUUCUGUUCCUUUUGUGGUUCAUCAUAAUAUUAAAUAUUAUUAUUAUUAUUAUUAUUAUUAUAUUGUCAGAAACGUCACAAGCAAAAUAAAUUGCUUCAGUUUACGUUAAAAAAAUUUAAUUAAUAAAAGUAAUAGAUAUUUAAAAGUUACUUCAUCACUAAAGCUCAUCAUCACAGUCGCUGAUGUUUAUAUAAAUUAAAGAACUUUUUUAAAGAAAUGAUUAAAAUUAAAAUGGAGUUGCAGUUGUUGCGUGUCGGAAGGAAAAUGGCGGCGAGUUUCGACGAAGACGGAGAUUUCUGUAUUAAAGGGAAUCUGAAACAGGCUGUUAUUGAUAUAAAUUAUAGAGCUGGUGAUCAAUAACAGCGAAUGUUUCAGUGAAUUAAAGUCCUGAAUCAGACGCUGAAAGGCUCCUGCGCCUUUUAUUCACGCAGAGCUGCACGCUGGGCCAAAACAUCGUGUUUGUAGCCACGGUGACAAAGAGAUCAGAUUACACCGGCACAAUCUGAUUUACGGCCUCAGCAGCAGCACAACAAUUAUCUGCUUUAGUGGGGUUUUUUUUUUUUUCUUUUCCGGAGGGCAGCUCUGACUGGCAAAUUAGCCGGAUUAGCGAAGCACAAUGGCGCUUAUUACAAACUGCACCGCUGGCAGAAAAUCCAGUAACCAGGAUUCAGCGAGUAAAUAAAUAAAUAAAGCCUGGCGUUCGGGUGGAAAACUAACAUCUAGAGCUUGUUUAUUGUUUGGUUUAAUUUAUUUAUUUAUUUACUUUGCAUUCCAUCCAAGAAACAUGACAUCAUCUUUUAUUAAAAAUACAGAAAUUCAAUUAAAUUAAAUUCUGAAAAGCUAAAAGUGCUUUAAAAAAUCCACCAAAGCAACUCGCUAUAUUACUCGUACGUCUGUACGUCAGUAUCUCAAUAUUGGGUAGAAUUUUUGGUUUUAAAACAUAUUUAUUUAUUUAUUUAUUUAUUUUUAAGAAAAGUCAUUUGUAAUUGCUUGAAUUAUAGAAAAUUAAAAGUGAUUGAUAGAAAAAUGAAUGAAAGCCGCUCACUCCAUCUGUGUAAAGGAUUUAAGGGAUAAAAUAAAUAUAUAUCACAGUAUAAUAUAUAACGUGACCAUUUGUUCAUUAUCUGAACUUGAUAUUUUUUUAAAUAAAAACUCUCAAUGAUGACGACAAGAACAUUUUCAGCAAAAAAAGAAAAAAUUUUAAUAAUAAUAAUAAAAAUCGACAAAAUGACCCUAAGAAGUAGAGAAAUGUUUGGAAAUUUUCCCUUCCAAAAAAUGAAAUACAGCAUCAAAAUAAAAUAAAAUCAUUUCGGUAAAAAAAAAAAUAGACAGAAUGUUGACUUUCAGUUUACGCUGGAUGCAACUUGUACGAAAAAAAAAAGACUUUGGGAAUGUUUUGUUUUAAAUACGCUUUAAAUACGAGAAAGAAGUGUGUUUACUGCAUCUGGGGGAAAAUUAAUCGUCUUUAUGGACGCAAAUCAGAAGCUGUAACACGUCAGAAGUAAAAGCUAAAAAAUGUACAAUAACCGAGUCAUUUACACUUUAACUGCAAUAAAAAAAUUAAAUGAAUAAAGCAAUAAAAAAAUAUAAAGCAGACAAAAACUUGUGGAAUCCUUGAAAGACCAAAAAAUAUAAAAAAAUGUUUAAAAAAAAAAAAAAGACAGAAAAUUCUCGUACUCACGUAAAAAUUAGUUGUUUUCACAAGAUUUUUUAUUUUUUUUUUUUUUCUCGUUUUCUUUCAGAAAAAAAAUUAUGAAAAAGAAUGAAAAAUUUGCUCGCGCAAGAGUUUUCCGUAUUCACAAGAUUUUUAUUUAUUUAUUUUUAUUUUUAUUUUUUUUUCAAAAUUACCCCAUGGGGCAAUGAUUUUUUUUUAUAACGUGGAAGAUGCACAAGAUUUCUUUCUUUCUUUCUUUUUUUUUGGCAGAUGUCCCUUUAGGAGCUCUGUAGAAAACAGAGUUCGAUAAUGCUUUUAUUUAAUUUCUUCUUUUUUUUUUUUUCAAAAUUAACAUUUAACAUGUUACAAAUUUUGAAGAAAAUAUCAGUUUGUAAUUAUCCGAUUUGUAAUUAUUCUAAAAAAUUAUUAUAAAAAAUAUAAACAGUACCAGUGAUAUCUCAGAAAAGUUACUUUUUUUAAUGAAACUAAUGAAAGUGCUGUAAAAAAAAAAAAAAAAGUUUUUCCUUGUUUCCCCCAAUUUGAAUAUUUUAAUUAUUAUUUCUCAGUAAACAGUCGAACGUUGGUGAGUAAGGUGUUAGAAUCGCGAGUGUGUGUGUGUGUGUGUGUGUGUGUGUGUGUGUGUGUGUCGGCUCGUUAAAGCUCUUAAUACGUGUGAAAAUGACACGAGAGGAUUUUCAGUGCCGUUUGACGAAACCUAGUUUCAGGAUUCAGCUUUCAGGACAAGUCCGUUCUUGUCGCAGAGACGUAACCGAGUCUGGAGGAGGAGAAGGAGGAGGAGAUGGAGUGAAGGAGGAGGAGGAGAGAGCGUGGAAUAUUAACCAGAAGCUCCUCGCUUUAAUCCGAACCAAAAUCAAAGAAUGUCACAUUCAGUAUCAAAUAAUCUAAAACUAAUAAUCAAUCGAUCGAUCGAUCGAUCAGUGUUCAUUUCUGAAGCACAGUUAAAAGCAACCAAGGUUGAGCAAAGUUCUGUAGAAAGUAAAACUACA